AUGGCGGAUCCGACGGGCGCGCGCAGAGCCCUGCGAAUCCUGCGCGAGGCGUCCGCCAUGACGCGCGGCAGGCGGGCGCGGAUGCUACUCGUGGCGUUGGUGGUUUUCGCGAUCAACUUCGCGCUGGUGAUGCUGCUGGCGCGUAUGGCCAGACCGGCGGUCAGUCUCGGCGCCACGGUACGGCCGUUCUAUGAGAUAGAGGAGAAUUCGACCAAGUCGGCAUCCGGCGGUGCGGAGGGGAAAGAGCUGUCGCUGCCGCCUCUGUGGAAACUCCACAUCACAGGGUUGCUCUUCUGGGAUGUGUCUACGGUUGUGGCAAUUUUCUUCUUCUGCAAGUGUUGUCUUCCAGGGGCAGGGCAACAUAGCUUAUGGAGUCAGUGCACGAGCGUGGCCAUGGCGAUAAUCGUGUGGGAGGUCACGUCCUCCUUCGCAUCGGGAGCCCUGGAAGCAAACGGGUUCCAAGACCUCUCCCACAAAUUCGAUGACAUCUUCGGCUCCGGGUAUCUUCUCACCGCCGUCGUCAUCGCGAGAGAGGACGUCCUUUGGUUUAGGGCGGUCGAGAGGGCGUGGGAGCUCGCGGCCCUCAGGAUCAAGGACGUGACCGCCAUCGGCGUCAUGGUUCUUCUGGUGGAGGCAGCCCUGGACCUCCUCUACCGCCUCGCGUGGAACAAUCGUCUCCGCGAGCGUGAGGUGAUUUUCUCCCUCGUCGCAGCCUUGCUCCACGUCGUUAUGCAGUCAUUCCUGUGCUGCAUGAUCCUGGCUCUCUACAACGAGGGCAACGGACACGAAGACUGA
Messenger RNA from Oryza brachyantha (malo sina), 795 nucleotides. RefSeq lists its product as uncharacterized. Lineage: Eukaryota; Viridiplantae; Streptophyta; Magnoliopsida; Poales; Poaceae. Bases 1 to 795 code for a protein of 264 amino acids. The transcript is spliced from 2 exons. The record is from RefSeq and is a predicted model, not a curated record.